This is a messenger RNA of Magnolia sinica, 1424 nucleotides long. RefSeq names its product phosphoglycolate phosphatase 1A, chloroplastic-like. The record is from RefSeq and is a predicted model, not a curated record. Gene Ontology annotation, molecular function: phosphatase activity. The transcript has 11 exons. Lineage: Eukaryota; Viridiplantae; Streptophyta; Magnoliopsida; Magnoliales; Magnoliaceae. The coding region runs from base 114 to 1214 and encodes 366 amino acids.
AAAUAAUCCACGUCAGCAUAAAGCAACUCGAGAGCCAGCAAACUCGCUAAAAAGGAAAACAGAAAAUCCUGUGUGUAAACAAUAAAUAGGUGAAGAGAGAGAAGAAGGGAGAGAUGCUUAGUAGCGGCAAAAUCUCUCAUUCGAUUCUAUCUCUCUCCCCUCCGUUUUUCACGAAUUCUUCUUCUCGUUUUCUAGGGCAGAGUCGGAAGAUCUCCUUCCUUGGAAUUCAAAACCCUUUCUACUCUGCAGCAACUGCGAGAAAAUCAUGGAAUUCUAGAAUGUCGAUUUCUCCAGCUGUGAAUUUCAGCGUCAGAGCCUCGGCUCAGCAGCUCAAGAACGCUGACGAACUCAUCGACUCCGUUGAAACCUUCAUCUUUGACUGCGAUGGGGUGAUAUGGAAAGGGGAUAGUCUGAUUGAUGGUGUGCCCGAAACUUUGGACAUGCUCCGUUCAAGGGGCAAGAGACUAGUAUUUGUUACAAACAACUCAACAAAGUCCCGGAAACAAUAUGGGAAAAAAUUUGAGUCGCUAGGUCUUAGCGUGAAUGAGGAGGAAAUUUUUGCGUCAUCAUUUGCUGCAGCUGCCUAUUUGAAGUCCAUUAAUUUCCCAAAAGAUAAAAAGGUUUAUGUAAUUGGUGAGGAUGGCAUUCUGAAGGAGCUAGAGCUUGCUGGAUUUCAGUACCUUGGUGGUCCGGAAGAUGGUGAGAAAAAGAUAGAGCUGAAACCAGGUUUCCUAAUGGAGCAUGAUGAGAGUGUUGGGGCUGUUGUGGUCGGAUUUGAUCGUUAUUUCAACUACUACAAAAUUCAGUAUGGCACACUUUGCAUACGUGAAAACCCCGGCUGUCUUUUCAUUGCAACUAAUCGAGAUGCUGUCACUCAUCUCACAGAUGCACAAGAAUGGGCAGGGGGUGGUUCAAUGGUUGGUGCAAUUUUUGGGUCAACUAAACAGGAACCUCUUGUUGUGGGGAAGCCUUCAACUUUUAUGAUGGACUACUUAUCAAAUAAAUUCGGCAUCCUCAAGUCUCAAAUAUGCAUGGUGGGAGACAGAUUGGAUACUGACAUUUUAUUCGGCCAAAAUGGUGGCUGCAAGACCCUCCUUGUACUUUCAGGUGUCACUAGUCUCUCCAUGCUUCAAAGUCCCAACAACUCCAUACAACCAGAUUUCUACACCAACAAGAUUUCAGAUUUCCUUUCCCUCAAAGCUGCUACUGUUUGAGCAUUUCAAGCAUUUUGCAUUCUUGUUACGCCUAGGCUUAUUUAUAUUAUUUAUAACAGCCAUUCUCCUAUUGUUUCAGCAUGAAAUGUAUAUACUGAGGCUGUGGAGAUUCUCAACUUUGUUUUUAAUGUAAAUGCGAAUGAUACGUUCCUACGCUUUAAGCAGUGCCCAUUUGUUAAUGAUAGUCCUAUAAUUAUAAAUGGCUUUGGA